ACUCGACUUAUGCACUUGCGCAGAGUCCCGCUCGGCUCUGUCACGUGACUUAUUAGACACGCCUUUCACUACUUAACAUGGUGGUUAAAAGUUAAAAUAAUAAUAUUUAAUUAUUUACCAGAUAGAUAAAUAAUGCUUUAAUAGCUGACGAUUUUAGAAAAAUAAAAUUAAUAAUAUGCUAUUAAAUUUAUUGCUUACCUAACAGAUGUGCGGGACCGCGAGGCUCUGCCUUGCGCACAAUCAUGACAAGUCGAUAUCUGCUAUCUCGUUUGUUCGUCAUUACCAUCCUUCUGCAUCUCAACCAACAAACCGCAAUUAAUUCAGAAAAAUUCUUAGAUUUGACUGUUCGAGAGCCUGCAGGAUCAUGUCCCGUACGUUACGUCCCGGAACCUUUGGAUCCUCUACCAGCUUCUAUGGAGAAUGCAUUGAAGGAGUUUGAAAAUGCUCUUAAUUUGCAAAUCAACAAAACAUUACGGCAACCUCAUUUUCGACAAAUCGAUGAACGUCUUUCCGUUCAAAUGAUGCCCGUCUGCAAUCAACAGUUGCAUGACAUUGAUGAUGAAGGGAUGCCGUCUUUGUCCACCAAAUAGUCAGACAGUUCGCUGUCGUUCAUUUCAUCUACGCGUUUACUUUCGUUAGGAUUGAAUGGGGCUACAGCUGCCAUCAUGAAGGUUGCAGUU
Messenger RNA from Corticium candelabrum, 680 nucleotides. RefSeq lists its product as uncharacterized. Bases 243 to 590 code for a protein of 115 amino acids. NCBI's taxonomy places the organism in Eukaryota, Metazoa, Porifera, Homoscleromorpha, Homosclerophorida, Plakinidae. The record is from RefSeq and is a predicted model, not a curated record. The transcript is spliced from 4 exons.